Messenger RNA from Arvicola amphibius (Eurasian water vole), 1096 nucleotides. It is a transcript of the gene Tmem53, whose product is annotated as transmembrane protein 53. The coding region runs from base 439 to 1056 and encodes 205 amino acids. The record is from RefSeq and is a predicted model, not a curated record. NCBI's taxonomy places the organism in Eukaryota, Metazoa, Chordata, Mammalia, Rodentia, Cricetidae. The transcript is spliced from 4 exons.
UGUUUUGGAUCGGACUUCCCAAUUCUCUCCCCUCAUCGCCAGGUGUGGUUAGGCCCACCCUUCAUUUUCCAGAGGACAUGGAAUCCUUGGGGAGCCUCUGGACCCCAGAAAAGUCCGCGGUGCAGCGUGCCUAGUCCUCGGCUUCCCCACAAUCCUUGGCAGUGGUUAACAGAACCGUCUGUGACGCCGGCUUGAACUCUGUCGAAAUCCUAUCUCCUGCUUUUGGGACCCCCAGCCAAGGUGGGAAGGAGGCCAGGAAGCAGCUGCCUGUGGUGAUUCUCUUGGGCUGGGGUGGCUGCAGGGACAAGAAUCUGGCCAAGUAUAGUGCCAUCUACCACAAAAGGGUGCCAGGGCAGGGUGCACCAGACUUGGUUUCCUAGGACGUCUUCCCUUUCUGACCAGGGUUGCAUUGUGAUCCGAUACACGGCCCCCUGGCACAUGGUCUUCUUCUCUGAGUCCUUGGGCAUCCCCUCACUUCGUGCAAUGGCCCAGAAGCUGCUCGAGCUCCUCUUUGACUACGAGAUUGAGAGGGAACCGCUGCUCUUCCAUGUCUUCAGCAACGCUGGCGUCAUGCUCUACCGCUACGUGCUGGAGCUCCUACAGACCCAUCGGCGCUUCAGCCACCUGCAUGUGGUGGGCACCAUCUUUGACAGUGGUCCUGGUGACAGCAACCUAGUAGGGGCCCUGAGGGCCCUGGCAACCAUCCUGGAGCGCUGGCCUGCUGUGCUGCGCCUGUUGCUCCUGGUGGCUUUUGCCGUGGUGAUAGUCCUGUUCCACUUCCUGCUUGCUCCGUUCACGGCCCUCUUCCACACCCACUUCUAUGACCGGCUGCAGGACUCGGGCUCCCACUGGCCUGAGCUCUACCUCUACUCCAAAGCUGAUGCAGUGGUCUCAGCCAGAGACGUAGAACGCAUGGUAGCAGCACGCCUGGCUCAACAGGUCCUGGUGCGCUCGGUAGACUUUGUGUCAUCCGCACAUGUCAGUCACCUCCGUGACUAUCCUACUUACUAUACAAGUCUGUGUGUCGACUUCAUGCAAAACUGUGUCCAGUGCUGAGGUUCUGCUCCAGAAAUAAAUGUCGGGCACCUCCCUUCAA